This is a messenger RNA of Lodderomyces orthopsilosis Co 90-125, 7380 nucleotides long. It is a transcript of the gene UTP20, whose product is annotated as Utp20p. Gene Ontology annotation, cellular component: nucleolus; 90S preribosome; small-subunit processome. The record is from RefSeq and is a predicted model, not a curated record. Bases 1 to 7380 code for a protein of 2459 amino acids. The transcript has a single exon. Lineage: Eukaryota; Fungi; Ascomycota; Pichiomycetes; Serinales; Debaryomycetaceae.
AUGCCUAAGAAGAGGACUACAGAGUCAGGUAGGAGACAUGCGUUUGUUUCAUUCAGAGAGAGAGUCGAUUCUAUCAAGAUAGAACCCAAUAAAAGACUUGAUAAAAGAGUUCAUGAUGAAGUAGAAUCUUCACAUUUGUUAACUACGCUUGAGCACUGGAAUGAACUCAAUCUAUCAGGAACAUUUACCGAAUUGUCAUCUAGUAUUGAGAAUUAUUGUCAAUCUUUACCACAAGUGCUACAUCACAAGCAAGAGAUUUAUGAUUCAAUUUAUCAGGCAAUACACAAGAAUGAUAUACACUCACUACAACCAAGUUUGGAACUUUUGAGUCAAUUUAUUCAUGAUUUAGGACCAGAUUUCUUACCAUUUUACGAAAAGACAUUGCAAUUGUUAGUUGAUGUGGUUUUAAUGCAAAGUCCAAAUGAUAUACAAAAUAAUCGGAAUACGUCAAAUGCAUUGAAUUGGAUCUUUACUACAUUAGCAUUUGCUUUCAAAUACCUAGUGAAAACAUUAACUCAAGAUUUGCAACCCACGUUUUCUGGUCUUUUACCAUUAUUGACAUUACACAAUAGGGCUUACAUUUCAAGGUUUUGUGCUGAAGCUCUUUCGUAUCUUGUCAGAAAACUGAGUGCUGAUGUCCUUCGAAAGUUUAUUCACUAUGCAAUAUAUGAGCAUAUGGAAGAGGUGGCAUCUAAUUACCAUUACUUGGAAUCGUUGAAGGUAUUAUUUAGUGAGUCCAUGAAGAGUACAAGAGGAUCAUUUCAUACAAAAUCAAAAACCAUCUUGACGAUAUUAAUGGAAUGUAUAGUUUCUGAAAUUAAAGAAGAAUAUCAACCACAAGUCACCUCAUUAGUGUCAGACAUUUUGUUGGAUGUAUUACACCAUGGUGAACAAGACGCAUGCCAGGAUUUUUACAAGUUGGUGUCUGGAGCUGUCCACGAUAUUAUUCAGACCACUCAGGAUGAUCUCACAUUGUUGAUGUCUAGUCAGCUACUAUCCACUUUGUGUUUUGUUGAUUCAGGAAGGAAAGUUACUGAUUGGAGCUGUGUUUUGGAUGUGGUGGACGAAAUUCUUGUGGCCACUAAGAACUUACAGAAGUCUUCUUUGGAACUAAACGAAUCGUUGGUGUAUUUAAUGACUAUAAUUUUCAGAAAUGUGGAUAUUCAGACUCUUAUGUCGCGUCAUAAGCGAUACUUUGAUGCAAUGUACGACUUGAACCAUGGUUUAUGUUUUCUUCCCUUUGCUUAUGCUGGCUUGGCCAUUGCCGGUGAAAAAAUGAAAAACUUUGGCAUUUUCAAACAAAUUCAGGUGUACAUAAACAAUUCAAACACCGUAGAGAAGUUGCAAUCGGUUGUCUUAUUUUUGGAGAAACAAGGAGUACAAGGACAACUGAAUUUCACCAUACCGGAUCAUAUCUUGGAUACACAGUCACAGCAUAUUGUGCAGGAUCUAGAGCUGGCUAAUUAUCAAAACAUAUAUUGGAGAUUAUUGGUCGUGAAGCACACUGCGAGAAGGACACUCGAUGAGUCAAUUUUAAUACAGUUGGUAAACAGGGCACCAGAUUCUGUCGUUGGAAGAGAAGUUGUGUCCCUAGCUGUUGAGUUGUUGGCCCCACAAUUGGAAAAGUCAUCAUCUAUCGCACAAGAGUUAACCUUGCUUAUUUUGGAUCAAUUUGAAAAGUUCAGUCGAUCAUUGAACUUCUUACCAGCAAUGACACAAUUUAUAAAGGUUGUCGAUGUACCGCAAAAGUUUAUGGACUCAGCAUUGGAAUGCCUACUUUUACCUAGUCAUGAUACCAGAUCUCACGCCAUAGACCUCAUUGAGUCUAUUCUCACUAUAGAACAACAGCCUAUUUCACCCAUAUUUCUGCAAAUUAAGUUGAUUGAGCAGAUUCCAUUGACUAUAGACACAGGUCGUGAUAUCAUGCUUCGAGUUCGUAGUUUAGGAAUUGAACUUCUGAAAGAGAUAAACCCCACUAAGUUUGACAAGACGGCAACAGUGAAUUUCCUAUUUGGGUUAUUAUCAAACAAAUUUCAACCAAGUUGGAAAGCUGUCUUGGAAGCAGUUCCGUUGAUUGCAAGUACUUGCAAGAGUGAAAUAUGGAAGAAUUCUUUUGAGUUUUUGGUGAUGGAAUACGAGUCGAGAGAUGAGUUGCACGAAUUUUCGUCAGAGGUGGCUUCGAAUUUGAUACAGUGGCAGCCAAAAAACUACAGAUUGCAUCAAAAUUUUGAACAAUUUGAAAACAACUAUUUGGUCUAUUUUAGAAACAUUGACAGGUCAAUCGACGGUUUGGCACAAAGUGCGUAUCAACAGAAUGAAUUUGAAACACUCAUCCGCUCCAAUACACUACAGGCUCUUCAGAGUGCUCCUUUUGUUGUUGAUGCGCCAAAGUUAGCUGGUUUUUUACUUGACGACAAGCAGCACCUCGUAUAUCAAAAGUGGUCCAAGAAUGAUAAAAAUGAAUAUUUGGCUUUAUUAUCUAAAGUGAAGGGCUUAAAGAAGAUCACUGAUAGUGAGAACGUAUUUAAUUUCAUGUUGGAUUUGUUGACGAGUACAUAUACAAAGGUUCAGCAGUUAUCACUUGAUGUGAUUUUUUCAUUCAACGACCCAACCAUCAAUAAGCAUAGAGACGUGUUGAAAAAUUUGUUGGAUGAUGUAACUUUUAGCGAUGAAUUGUCAAAGUUUACUUCUGUUGACUGCCCAAUCGAGAGUGAGGACAAGGAACACAUCAUGCCAUUGGUUAUCAGAAUAUUAUUUGGAAAGUUUCAAGGGAAGCCAGCUAGUAAGAGCAAACAGGGUGGAAAGAAUGCUGUACUUUUGUCAUUACCAAGUUUUGACGAUAAUGAAAUAGCUUCUUUUAUCGAUAUUGGAGCAAGCAAAAUUAAUUACAGGGACUAUUUUGAAAAAAGAAUGCCAACAGUUAGUUUAGGAUUGGAUAACAGUGAGUUGAAAAAAAUUACAGGAUUCAUUAAUUUACUCCAACAGGUUUACGAAGUAUUCAGGAAAAAUCAUGCAUCUGUUUUGGCAACCACCAUUGAGCCUCUCAUAUAUUCACUUUUAUGUGCCCAAAACAGAGUUGAUUGUGGUGUUGAUGGCGAAGAUCCUGUUUCAGAUAAGAUGGCAAGAAACAUUAGACUGAGUGGAAUGAGAAGUUUGAAGGAACUUUUCCAAAUCCUUGGGCCACAGUUUGACUGGGCGCCGUAUGUUGGUGUUGUGAGUAACGAUUUGAUUGCACCAAGGUUGCCAAAAUUUGCCAAUGAGAACUUACAGCAACCGCUGGCUGUGUUAUUGUUAAUGUGCUUUUGGAUCCAGCUGCCAAACACUUUGCCCUUUUUGUUUGCCAACGAUUUUGAUGCUGUAAAAGCAAUUUUGUCACUUUUGGAAAAAUCAGAUGCAAAAGAGUCUGUCAUAUCUAUAGUAUUGGAUUUUGCUGUAACUGCAUUGGAGAAGAGAAGUGAUUCAGAGGAAAGUUAUUUCACUUUGUUAGCCAUAGUAGUGGAUUCGUUGCUUCACACUUUGUCAUCAACUAUCAAUCGAAUUCUUGACCCUGAAGUGGGCUCCAAGGCAAUCAAAACACUUCUCCUUAUGAUACAAGGAGAUUAUAUUGACACCAAAGAGACGAAAUCAGCGUUGAUCCAAUCAUUGACUUUCGCACUUGAACGUAAUAAUCAACAAAUUGACGUCAGCGAUAAAUCCAAUAUCCUUGUUGCUUUGUCGUCAUUGAUGGCUAGCUACGAUUGUACAUUCGAGGAAAUUUUGCCAUUAUACCACGCUUGUUCAAAACUUCUCAGAGUUAUAUCUACCAAAGAAGUUCGUGAGACGUUAGCUACCUUGUUUGGAGUACUUGGGACCAAGUUCGAGCAAUUACUGGUGGUGGCUCGGGUUAUCAUUGGAUUAAAUGCCUACACAUCGAGAAUGAAUGAGUAUGAUUUCGAAAAAAGACUUGACGCUUAUCGAUUGGUGAAUGAGGAAUUGUUUUUAGAAUUUGACCCCACCCAAUGGAUGCCAUUGAUUAGUAAUGCAUUGUUUAAUAUCAAUGAUCCGACUGAGUUGGCUAUCCGUGUGAAUGCAGGAUAUCUUUUAAAAAGGUUCGUUGAUUGUUAUACAUCAAAGUCGUCUAUUGAUGAAGCUUUACCUUAUAUUCAUUUGUUGAAGGACACGAUACUUCCAAUAGUGAGAAUUGGUAUAAGGAAAGACAACGAAGAUGUUCAAAAUGAAUACAUUGCUGUUUUGGAGUAUAUUGUAAAAAAUGACAAGUAUUACCCCGAUUUGAAAGACUUGCAGGUGUUGAUUGGAGAUGAGGAUGAGGAAGAACUGCAAUUUUUCCGCAAUAUAAACCACAUUCAAUUACACUUACGUCAAAAGUCUAUUCGAAGAUUGAGCACAUUUGCUGACUCGUUGAAUGGAAGCAAUGUAUCGCAUUAUUUACUCCCAUUAUUAGAAAAAUAUGCUAUUUCAAAGGAAGAAAAGUAUAGAAACAUUGGGCUUGAGGCAUUGGAGUCGAUCAAAAUUCUUAUUCGCUCAAUAAAUUGGAAUCAAUUUAAGGCGAUUCUCAAACGUUAUUUGGCUGGUCUCAAAAUGGAUUCCGAAGUGUUGAGACAACGUGUCAACUUGGUAGUGGCAAUCUCAUCAGUUUUGAAAGAUCACAAGGACAAUGGAACUUUGGCCAGCAAUUUAGCUUCACAGGAGGAUAUUGAUGGAUUUUUACAAAUUGAUGUUUUACCUCAGAUUACAAAGAUUUUACAAGUACGUGAUGAUGAUACAAUUGUUGCACGUGCUCCUUUAGCUGAAGCAGCAAUCAACUUGAUAUUAUCUCUUUCCGAUGACAAAAUUGAGGGUGCCUUACCGUCAGUGUUGACUAGUUUGUGUCAAGUUAUGAGAUCUAGAUCCGAAGAGUUGAGAGAUGCUGUGAGAAAGACUUUGGGUAAGAUUACUAUUGCCUUGGGUGCAAAUUACUUUUCAUUUAUUGUCAAGGAAUUGAAAACUGCGUUAUCAAGGGGUUCGCAGAUUCAUGUUCUCAGUUUUACUGUUCAUUAUCUUUUGCAAUGCUUGGCCAACGUUUUAAAACACGGUGAUUUGAAUGAGUCUAUUUCGUUAACAAUUGAAAUUGCAAUGGAGGACAUUUUUGGUGCCGCUGGCCAGGAAAAGGAUGCUGAUGGUUAUACAAGCAAGAUGAAGGAAGUUAAAUUCAAAAAGAGUUUUGAUACAUGCGAAAUAUUAGCAUCAAAUAUCUCGCUUAAUCAUUUUGGUGAGUUGAUUAACCCAAUUAAGCUUUUACUCCAGGAAACAAUCAAUCAUAAAGUGCAAGUGCAGCUUGACGAAGUGCUUCGAAAGCUUUCACUUGGUUUGAAUCAUAAUAUCGAAGCUUCGAAUCAAAGUAUUUUGCAUUUGUGUUAUGAGAUCUUUAUCAUGUCGGGUGAAGCUGAUCCAAAUCAAAAAGUAACCAAAAUUAGUGAAUCAGAGCAACACUUUUUGACGACCUUAAAUAGAAAGGCCAAGAGCCAUGUUGAUCGACUGAUUUAUAAACAAACAAUGCAGAAACUUUCUCUUGAGUUGUUGAGAACUGCAAUUUCAAGGCAUGAAAAUUUACUCCUAACUUCAAAUUUGAGAGGAUUUGUUCCAUUAUUGGCAACAGGAGUUAACUCAGAAGGGGAAGGUGUUGUUUUAGCCUCAUUGAGGGUUUUAACUAUAAUAAUUCGUUUACCAUUUGAUGAAGAGGUUCAAGGUGUAUUAAAAUCGUGUGUCAGAAAGGCAUUGCUUUUAAUUAAAGACUCACCAACAACUAACCUGGAUGUCUGUCAAGCAGCCCUUAAAUUUUUGGCCACUACUAUUAAGCAUAACCCGAAAGUGGUAUUGAAAGAUUCUGCUAUAAGUUAUGUGUUGACUAGAAUUCAACCGGAUUUAGAAGAACCUAAUAGGCAAGGUUUAGCAUUUCAAUUCUUGAAGGCUAUUGUUGCACAACACUUGCUUUUGCCGGAGAUUUAUGACGUGAUGGAUAGUGUUGCUAAAUUGAUGAUUGUGAAUCACUCAAAGGAGAUUCGUGACAUGUCAAGGUCAAUUUAUUUCCAAUUCUUGAUGGAGUAUGAUCAAGGAAAAGGUAAAUUGGAGAAGCUGUUCAAGUUUUUGGUUAAUAAUUUGACUUAUCCUACUGAAGAAGGUCGUCAAUCAGUUAUGGAACUUAUCCAUUUGAUCAUUUUGAAAGCUGGACCAGAAUUGUUGGAGAAAUUGGCGUCAUCAUUUUUCAUUGCAUUAGCAAACAUUCUUGUUUCUGAUGAUUCUUCUCGGUCCAGAGAAAUGGCCAAUGUAUUGUUGACAAGUAUGAUGAAGAAAUUGAACAGCGUGGAUUUCAUUGAGAAAUAUUGUACUGCGUGGUUGCAACAAUCAUCGAAUGUGUUGUUAAAGAGAUGCGGUUUCCAAGUCUACAAAAUGUUGAUAUCUGUAUUUGGUAUGAAGCAGUUUCCAAGUUUGAACAAAUUGGUAUUGGAGAAUAUAUCAAAGAUUCUUUCUGAUUCCAAGUUCAGCGAAGAAGGAAACAGCGUUGAUUGGGAACUCACGUAUUCGAGUUUAUCCGUUUUUGGAGCUAUUGUCUCUUGCGUCAAGGAUCAAAUUUAUGAGCAGAAGUAUGUCUCACUUUGGGAUUUGGUAAUUGAUUGUUUGUUGUAUCCACAUUCAUGGAUAAGAUUGAUUACUUGUCGAUUGGUUUCAGUCUUGCUUUCAAAUCUCGACAAGAGCAAACUAGAUAAUGAUAAAAUGGAAUUGAUUGCCACGAAACUCAUUCAUCAAUUGAGAACACCCUCAUUAUCGGAUGAAUUGGGGACCUUAUGUAUCAAGAAUUUAGCUUUUAUUGCUGUGAAGUGGGAAGAGGCCAGUGCAGAGCUCAAAAACGGUGAUGAUGGGGAGAUGCAAUACGCCAAUGAUUUCUUAAUCAAGAGAGUAUGUGGUAUCAUCAAACAAGAAAAUCAAUCGACAAUUGCCAAAAAGAUGACAAUCAAGUUCCUAAUCUUAUUUAUUCAAUUGACAAAAGAAGACCGAAUGAUUGAAGUUUCUGAAAAAAUUAUUGAUUCACUAUACAAUUUCACCGACGAAGAAUAUUGUCGAUCAUUAUCAGAUGAUGAAUUAACCAAUAUGAGUUUACAAGCAUUGAAUAUGGUUAAAGAGAAAAUCGGUACUACUGAAUAUACUCGAUUGUUUGCCAAAGUUCGACAACAAGUUGAUACUAGAAGAAAAAGCCGUAAAGCCAAGAGAUCACAAAUGGCAGUCACUGCUCCUGAUAUUGCUGCUAAACGGAAAUUCAAAAAACAUGAACGGGUUAGGGAAAAGAGAAAACACGAAAAGGAUGAAAAUGGGUAUUAUAGACCUAAAAAGAAGAGAGUUAGAUAG